AUGAAUUCACCGGCUCCAAUACCUACCAACUCAGAAAUGAAAAAUACACCACAGGAGGAUCCAACGAAGUGCCCACUAUGCUAUUCAUCCUUACAGAAAUGUCUCAUUCAACAGAACUAUGCGAUGAUCAUUUGUCCCAAUGUUCAAUGUGGUUACCCUUUUACUACUAGCGAGAAUAUUGACCAUAUUUUAUACGUACAUGAAGAUGAAGUAUUAUCAGUCGCAGAGUCUCGAUUAAGUAAUUGUUGA
Messenger RNA from Henningerozyma blattae CBS 6284, 249 nucleotides. RefSeq lists its product as uncharacterized. Bases 1 to 249 code for a protein of 82 amino acids. The transcript has a single exon. The record is from RefSeq and is a predicted model, not a curated record. Lineage: Eukaryota; Fungi; Ascomycota; Saccharomycetes; Saccharomycetales; Saccharomycetaceae.